AUGAAGCUCAGUCUCAUAGGUUCAGUUGUCUCGCUUGCUGCGAGCACAGCAGCUUAUGGCCAAAAUGCCUUCAUGAGCCGGCCAUCAUAUGGACUUCAGAAUACCAGCGCCCCGCCACUACCACCGAGCAAAGAUUCUUGGUAAUUAUUCAAUCGCUAGGAAAAGAGCCCGGAGCUGACAUGCUGCAAGGUACACCGCGCCUAAUAACUUUGAAGCUGCUGCUCCUGGAACAAUCCUCAGACUGAGGCAAGCUCCUGGGAACCUGACAGGAGUCCAGGUCAACUCCAGCGUAGCCUACAAUAUCCUUUAUCGAACCACCAAUAGCAAAUACCAGCCUGCAUGGGCGGUCACAACACUUCUGGUCCCCACUCAUCCAGAUGGCAAUGACAAGCUGCUGUCAUACCAAAUCCCGUACGACUCUGCAGAUGUGGAUUCCAGUCCUUCAUACGCAAUGUACGCGACUGGCGUUGCGGACGUCACCGCUGCCUUAGGGAGAGGGCUGUAUGUCAACGUGCCAGACUACGAAGGACCGCUCGCCUCGUUUACUGCCGGUGUCAUGUCUGGCCACGCGACACUCGACUCCAUCCGGGCAGUCCUUUCGUCUGGGUUCGGUCUGGAUACCGAUAGUACCAAGUACGCCAUGUGGGGCUACUCCGGAGGUGCACUUGCGAGUGAGUGGGCUGCAGAGCUGCAGGUACAAUAUGCUCCAGAGAUGAACUUCGCUGGCGCAGCUCUCGGUGGUCUCACCCCAAAUGUCACUAGUGUCGUGGUUGCCGUUUCCGGUACCCUCGAAGCAGGCCUCAUUCCGGCUGGUAUCGUCGGUCUUUCAACUCAGUACCCUGAGCUCUUGGAGUACUUGAAGGGAGCGCUCAAUCAGGACGGCCAAUUCAACGCCACUGGCUUCUUUGCCACCAGAAACUACACCUUGGUCGAAUCAAUCGUGGCAUAUAUCAACCAGGACAUUACAAAAUACUUCAAGACCGGCGUAUCUGCGCUUCAAGCACCGAUUCCCAGUACGAUCAUCAACCGAGACGGUAUCAUGGGAUACCAUGGCUUCCCAGAAAUGCCCAUCUUUGCCUACAAGGCCAUCAUGGACGAGGUGAGCCCGAUCAACGAUACCGACAAGUUGGUGAACCGUUACUGCGAAGUUGGCGCUACGAUUCGAUACGACCGCAACACUAUUGGCACACAUACUUCUGAGGCUACCAAUGGCGACGCACGAGCAGUGCAGUUCUUGACGAGCGUCCUUGGUGGAAAUUACAACGCGACAGGAUGCCAGAUCCAGAACGUUACGGUCAAUGCCACAGCUUCUAUGUAA
Molecule: messenger RNA, 1318 nt
Organism: Lecanosticta acicola
Lineage: Eukaryota; Fungi; Ascomycota; Dothideomycetes; Mycosphaerellales; Mycosphaerellaceae
Source: the annotation of a GenBank genome assembly